Molecule: messenger RNA, 1356 nt
Organism: Epinephelus moara (kelp grouper)
Lineage: Eukaryota; Metazoa; Chordata; Actinopteri; Perciformes; Serranidae
Exons: 7
Coding region: 350-1078 (242 amino acids)
Source: RefSeq, a predicted model, not a curated record
CGGGGCGAUUAUUUCCUCAUUCAUUGCCUACAGGGCUGAGGGACUGUUUGCGCUUUAACGCACGGGUCGGUGGUGAAGUGGCGCACAUGACGCGUGCUACGGACGGACAGACAACCACGUAUCUAAAACAGGAUGAGGCUGCCACCUUAACAGAAAAAGCCGGUCCUGGUCAAGCAAGAACUGGGUCUACACUUAGGACACCUCCAAUCUGCUCCCCAACAUGCAGUCCUUUGGUGAAGAAAAGCCCCAAAAAGACCCUACAGCUUCCCAGUCCUCCAGAAUAUGUGGACUAUACUGACAGUUAGUUGGAGACUGGUGGAGUAUUAUUCCAUGCUACAAGAUAAAGACAAUGAAACAUAUGAACAUUUACAAAAACUUUCACAAGAGGCUACAGAAUAUGAAGUCCCCACAAAAGAGGCAGGGGCCCACACCAGAGAGGGGCCAGCCAAAGAAAAGGCGUCACAUUGACCUCUCCUCACGUGACAACGGAGAAGAUUAUGAUACAGACUCAAGUGACCAGGAUAGUCUGACGGCACAGGCCAGACAUUACAAGACUCUGAGGGAGAUGUACAGGAAAUCAAAACCCAACCAAGAUGCUGUUUCCCAAGUCCUUGCCCUUGAGGUUCAAGCAAGAAGAGCCUUCAUUGACAGUGAUGCCCUGAAAGAAGGGGACAGGCCAACAAAGAUCCUAGAUGCAUAUCUGUGUUUCAAGGACCUUCAUCAUGUGAUGGGUGAGCUGCGGCUGAUCCUGGAUAAGGGCAACAGCAAAUUCACAGAUGAAGUAAAGAAGAUGGGAAGACUUCUACUCCAAGUGAAAUACGCCAUUGCCCUGUUCAGGGCACUCCCCACACUCUUUCCUUCACCAACUGCACCGCCUAAGAAGCUGGGACAUGCCAGUGAGGCAUUGCUGAAUAACCUUCAGCCAACAGAGGAUCCCACCAUCUACCUCCAGAAGAGAGCUCUCUCCAUCCCUUUUUUGCUCUUUGAUAGAUCCAGCUGUCUUGUCGCAAUUGGAACUACUCCCUACCCAACACCACAUAUGCCAAGGAAUACCUCAGUGAAGGUGUGCUUUAUCUGAUGGGUUACUACUACACUCGCCCACGCAUCUUACACAUCCAAAGUGUGUAGCAAGUGUGCCCGGCGUCUGCGCGCCGCCAGCCUGCGCUCGAAUUGAAUUUUUUUUUAUUUGACCGCAACGCACUGUGACGACACCUCGCCGCGUCCAAUAGUGUGGAGUGUGGAAAAAAAAAUGGCGGAAAAAUUCAGAUCAACAGCAAGAUGGAGGAGAAAAUAAUUAUGGCUGUGUGCCUCUGUGACAAGCUCUGGGACACAAGAUUGCAGGCGUAUCGCGACCUU